Molecule: messenger RNA, 7660 nt
Organism: Tetranychus urticae (two-spotted spider mite)
Lineage: Eukaryota; Metazoa; Arthropoda; Arachnida; Trombidiformes; Tetranychidae
Gene: l(3)80Fj
Product: lethal (3) 80Fj
Biological process (GO): regulation of translation; cellular response to amino acid starvation
Cellular component (GO): cytosol
Molecular function (GO): protein binding; protein kinase regulator activity
Source: RefSeq, a predicted model, not a curated record
CCUUACUGUAGAGAAGACACGAGCUUCAAUUUUUUGUUGUCUAGACUCUAGACUUUAGAGUUUUUUAAUAUCAGUUGGUUUGAGUUCAAAUUACAUAAAUUUGUUUAAUUUGGUAAUAUCCUUAGUUUUGUGACCAUGAAAGUGAAUGACAAUGUGAUUAAAUUUCUUGAGAGCUUAAAUUUACCCGUCGAAGCCUCUUCUCAAGAUGGUUCUGAGGUUUUAAGACAAAUCAGUCAUGAGGAGUUUAAAAAUAAACUACUACCGGCCUUACAGAGAUCAGUUCUCCGUAACCCUGAGAUUAAUCUUGAAUUGGCUUCCAAGUUGAUCAAAAAUUUGUCCCUCGAUUUGAGUCCGUACGUGGCUGAGCUUGGUAAAAUGAUUGGUGUUAAUUUAAUUGCUAAAGAUGAUGAUCUCAGAAAAAUUGCCAUUACCGGAACGCAAAACUUAGCUGCUCAAUGUACUGAUUCAGCAGCGAUUGAAACUCUUUUAAAUCUUUAUUUUGGCAUUCUAAAAGGAUCGGAAGGUAAAUUAACAAUAAUUACACAAAGAUAUGGUACCCUUAGUGGAAUAGGUGCUCUCAGUCAUCACAGUGUUCAAGAGGGCUCAUCAGCAUCAGCAUUGAGUGAAAUAGCGUGUCAGCAUCUGUUGACAUUUUUGAAAUCUGAAGUUCAUGAAGGAACCAUUGUUCAUGCUUCCAGUCAAAUGCAACUUUGGUGUCAAAAAAUUACUGUGGGUGGAAUGCCAACUGCGUUAAUUAGUCGGGUCAAGGAGUUAUGCAACGCUAAGAAUACUCAACCUCUUGUCAAAAGUGCAUAUUUUGCGUGUGUCAAUGCUGCAUUAAAUGAUGACAACGUCAACCAAGUGCUUAACUUAAUGGAUUUGCUAACAGCAUCGGCUGCAAGGGCGUUCAACGCAUCGGUUUCACAGAUUCCUAUGAUCACUGAGGGGCUAUAUGCAGCUGUUAUUAUAAUCAAAGUAUUCUAUCGAAAUAAACAACUAGAAACAAAAUAUAAAUCGACUAUGAACGGUCUUUUAGAGUUGGCGAAGUUACCUUACCUACAGGAUAAAUUUGUUGUUCAAGUACCGGCCUCAGCUCAAUUAAUGUUGCUCUCGUUUAUUGAAGAAAUAUGUCUCAAUUAUGAAAGCAAAAUCAAGGAUAAGAUCAAAUUUAUAGGUAUUCCCAUGGUACAUCUCAUGGUAUCGCCAGGAUUUUCAGAGGUCCGAAAACAAUCAAUUAAAGUAUGUCGUAAAUUGUUAGACAGCAUAAGUGAGGUGGAUUUCUAUUCAUCAUUGAUGUCAAGUUUCAAAGAGAUAUUUGUAAAACACGAGAAGACAGCAAUUUCAAACAAAGAAGAAAGUGAAACCACUGUUACAGCUGAUGGAUCAAAAUCAGUAAACAUUCAAGCUUUGAUCAAUUGCAUUACAAGUACUAGUUUAACCGCUGGUAGAUUAUCUGAGGAUCAUGUUUGUAGAGUAUUGACUGCUUCAUUUGUUGCAUGUCAUGUUCCUGUUCUUUAUGAAGCUGAACCCAAACUUUGGAUAACAAUGGUCAAAAAAUUGGCUGAGCCAAGCAAAGUAGACACUUUAAUCACCUCAAUAGCUGGUGAACUAUGUGAGUCAAUUUUCAAAGAGAAAGACAGUCUCCCUCUUCAAUGUAAUUGCAUCAAAAGUUUAGUAUGUUAUUUUCCUGACCAAUUCAUGGAUCGAAUAUUUGCUAAACUUAGGGAAAUCCUUGACAAUCCUGAUCUCCAGACAAUCACAGUUGAAGAAUUUGAAAUAUAUAAAUUUCCAGAAGGCGAGCUAUGGAAUAAAAGUGUUGUAACUGCACUUAAAGAAGAAACGCAGACGAAGAACAUCAAACGAGAAAAUAAGUUAUACUCUUACAAAGAACAAUUAGCUGAACUUGAAUUACGAAAAGAAAUUGAGGCGAAACGAAAGAAACAGAAUAAAGAAGAACCAUUAAAUGAGAAACAAAUGGCAGCCAAAAAAGCACAACUAAAAAAAGAAUCCGAAAUUCGAGCUCGCCUUAAAACUUUAAAUGAUGAUCUGAAAAUUGCCAUCCAUUAUCUUCAUUCAUUGGUUGAAGGAAACAACAUGCAAACAGCUUUUCAAGUUUACAAAGUGAUUCCUUCGCUUAUCAACCUCAUACAGUCACCUCUUUGCUCUGAAAUUAUUUCUAAUACUUUCAUAUUUCUAGCUGAGUGUUCCUUCCUUUAUAAUCAAACUCCAGAUGAUUUUGAUAAAAAAAUUGGCUACACCAUAUUACGGCUGUUAAAACCAUAUCAUCCAAUUUCAGAAGAAUGGGUUAAAGAGGAUCUUAAAGUUGUGACUGAACAAAUUAUCAAUUAUCUUCACGAGAAAACUUGUCCUCCACAAUCAAGAGACAAGUACGAGAAACGAUUGGCAUCAUCGGCUUACAUGCGAUUAACAGCUCCUGCUUUUACGUAUUGUUUCCCUCUUUUCAGUUAUCUCAUGAGAGCUGACGUAAAAGAUGCUGAAUUAAUCGAGAAAUGUUUAGAAAUAACAAUUGAACAUUCAAAGAUGCGAUUUGAAGAGCCUGAGAUUGAUGAAAAUGACCAGAUUGAUGAAAGCGCAUAUCUUAUCAAUCCUCAAUAUCUUCCUAGAUAUGAAGCUUUGAAAAGGUUGUACAACUUUUUAGAGGAACCAAUUCCUUACCUUGAACCACUCAUCAUGAAAGCAAUCAGAUCAAUUGCAAAAUCUAGUAGUGGUGAUGAAGGUUGUGCAAAACCUGACAAAGAAGAGAUUUUAUUAUAUCUGGAUAGACUCAAAAGUGAACUGGAAACUGUGCGAGAAGUCUCUCUUGACUCACUGAUAUUGAUGGCCGAUUAUCUUCGAACAAAUAAGGAGACACCAGUUAAAGUUGCUCUUCGACAACGAGGCUGGGUUGUUAGAUUCGAUACGAACGAAGAACUCGUUUGUAAAGCUCAAAGGUUAUGGGAAAUGAUUGAAAUUCAAAGUUCGCCUAUUCUCUGUUCAGCCAUAAUUGAAGAUCUCAAUGAAGCAGGACCUAAUUUAAGGUCUUCUGUAGCUUCUGCAAUGGAUGGUCUACUCUCAAUUUAUCCUAAUGAAGUUAAACCAACAGUUCACAAGCUAAUGACUUAUUAUAAGAAUCGUGCCAAGGCUCCUCCUCCAGUAAAGGAUCCAUAUGGUCGUAUUAAUCCUGAAAGUCAAAUUGACCCUUAUGAGCCUAGACUUGGGGCAGCUCUUGUUUUAACAAAAAUAGCUGGUCACCUGAAUGAUCAACUUGUGGUAGAAACAGCUAAUUUCUUAAUUCCAUUGGCUUUAGGUGACUGUAAUGAACACGUUCAAAGUCAAAUGUUGGAAGUUGGUAUUAGCAUAGCCGAUAAACAUGGGAAAAAAUGCAUGAACCAAUUGUUAAAUAUAUUGCGUAAAUACUUAGACAAGGCUCAGGAUAAUACACAAAAUGGCAUAGUUAAAAGAAGUGUAGUCGUUCUCAUGGGAACUCUUGCUAGACACUUGGAAACUGAUGAUGCAAAAGUUAAGCCGAUUGUCGUUAAAUUGAUCGAAACAUUGUCUACUCCAUCUGAACUUGUGCAAGAAGCUGUGGCUAAUUGCUUACCUCCGUUGAUACCUGCAUUUAAAGACGAGGCGCCAAUAAUUGUACAGAAAUUGUUGCAGCUUUUGCUUGAAUCGGAUAAACAUGGUGAACGUCGUGGUGCUGCUCACGGUAUUGCUGGAAUUGUUAAAGGUUUAGGUAUCUUAUCAUUGAAACAACUUGGUAUUAUGGAAACACUUACAGAAGCAAUAACUAAUAAGAAAAAUGCUAAUCAUCGUGAAGGUGCUCUUUUUGCAUUUGAGCGUCUUUGUGUUAUGUUGGGAAGACUAUUUGAGCCUUAUAUCAUACAUAUUCUACCCAAUCUUUUACUUUGUUUCGGUGAUAAGAGCACCAAGGUUCGUAUAGCGACAGAUGAUACAGCAAAGGCUUUCAUGAUCAAAUUAAGUGCCCACGGCGUUAGAUUAGUCUUACCAUCACUCCUUGAUGCUUUGGAGCAAGAUUCAUGGAGAACCAAGACAGGUUCAAUUGAACUACUUGGAGCUAUGGCCUUUUGUGCUCCCAAACAAUUAUCAUCUUGCCUACCAUCUAUUGUUCCUAAACUUAUGUCUGUUCUGUCCGAUUCUCAUCCUAAAGUCCAGCAAGCUGCUGAACAAGCCUUGAAACAAAUUGGUUCUGUUAUCCGUAAUCCAGAAAUUCAAGCAAUCGUUCCAAUUUUAUUGGAAGCACUUCAAGAUCCUGCUAAUAAAACACAAAAAUGUCUAACAACUAUGCUAAACACUAAAUUUGUUCAUUUCAUUGACGCACCAUCAUUAGCUCUUAUCAUGCCGGUUACUGAACGAGCUUUUCAAGGUCGCUCUACUGAAACUCGUAAAAUGGCUGCACAAAUUAUUGGUAAUAUGUACUCAUUGACUGACCAAAAAGACCUUUCUCCAUAUUUACCAUCGAUUAUUCCUGGUCUUAAACAAUCUCUUCUUGAUCCAGCUCCCGAGGUUCGUGCAGUUACUGCUCGAGCUCUUGGAGCAAUGGUCAAAGGAAUGGGAGAAGAAGUUCUUGAUGAACUAAUGCCAUGGCUCAUGGCUACUCUCACAUCUGAUGGAUCAUCCGUUGAUCGAUCAGGUGCUGCUCAAGGUUUAGCUGAAGUGAUGGGAGGUUUAGGUCUUGAAAAGUUGGACCGACUUAUGCCAGAAAUAAUUGCAACCUCAGAACGUAAUGACGUUCCAUCUCAUGUUAAGGAUGGCUACAUUAUGCUGUUUAUUUAUCUUCCAAUGGUUUUCACUCAAGACUUUAUUCCAUACAUUGGACGCAUUAUCAAUCCAGUUUUGAAGGCAUUGGCUGAUGAAAGUGAAUUUGUUCGUGAAACUGCUUUAAAAGCAGGCCAACGUAUCGUCAAUAUGUAUGCCGACACUGCAAUCCAGUUGCUUCUUCCUGAACUUGAACAAGGUUUAUUUGAUGAAAAUUGGCGUAUCCGUUACAGUUCAGUUCAACUUCUCGGUGAUCUUCUGUACAAAAUUUCUGGUGUAUCUGGUAAAAUGACUACUGAAACGGCUAAUGAAGAUGACAACUUUGGUACUGAGCAAUCAUACAAAGCAAUUAUUUCUUGUCUAGGACUUGAAAGGCGUAAUCGUGUUAUUUCAGGACUUUAUAUGGGACGUUGUGAUGUUUCACCAGCAGUUCGUCAAGCUGCUCUUCAUGUAUGGAAGGUUGUUGUAUCCAACACUCCAAAAACCCUGAAAGAAAUUAUGCCUACUCUUUUCCUUCUGCUUCUUGGUUGCUUAGCUUCUAACAGCUAUGAUAAGCAGAAGAUUGCUGCUAGAACAUUGGGUGAUUUAGUUAAAAAAUUGGGAGAACGAGUUUUACCCGAAAUUAUACCAAUCUUAGAACAAGGAUUAGAAUCUGAUCGAGCAGAUCAGCGACAAGGAGUUUGUAUUGGACUCAGUGAGAUUAUGUCUUCAACAAGUCGAGAAAUGGUUCAGGCAUUUGUUGAUUCUUUGGUUCCAACUGUUACUAAAGCUUUAUAUGAUCCAUUGCCCGAGGUUCGACAGGCUGCAGCAAAAACAUUCGAUAGCUUACACUCAGCGGUUGGUUCUCGAGCUCUUGAUGAAAUCUUACCUCAUUUAUUGAAUCAACUUGGUGAUCCUGUUCUUGGAGAGUAUACUUUGGAUGGUCUUCGUCAAAUCAUGGCCAUCAAAAGUCGAGUUGUUCUUCCUUAUUUAGUCCCACAGUUGACUGUUCCUCCAAUCAACACUCGUGCUAUUUCACUUCUAGCAACUGUUGCUGGUGAUUCACUUUCUAGACAUCUUGGUAAAAUUUUACCUGCACUUCUUAUUUCAUUGAGUCGAGCACUGGAUACACCAAAUGAAAAACAGGAAUUGGAAUAUUGUCAAUCAGUGAUUUUAUCUGUCGUCGAUGAACAAGGAACUCGAACCAUUGUAGAUCACCUUUUAGAAUCGGCUAGAAAUGAGUCAGUAAUUGUUCGUCGAGCAUCUGUUCAGUUAUUAUUUGUAUAUUGUUGUCAAACUAAAGCUGCCUUCUCUUCUUUGGUGCCUCAAUUAAUUCGUGGUUUGAUUCUUCUAUUCAUCGACUCCAAUGAACAAGUUCUCCAACUAAGCUGGGAAGCACUUGCCUCGGUAACAAAGAGUUUAGACUCUAAGGAACAAAUUGAAUGCCUUGGAGAAGUAAGAUCUGCUGUGCGUCAUGCAGCAAGUGAUCUUAAAAAAUCGACCCUUCUUCCAGGUUUUUGUUUAGAUAAAGGUAUCACACCAAUUUUGCCAAUCUUCCGAGAAGCAAUACUCAAUGGUAACCCUGAACAAAAGGAGCAAGCUGCUGAUGGUUUGUCCGAAGUUAUCCAAUUAACUAGUCCUGAAGCAUUAAAAUCUUCUGUUGUUAAUAUAGCUGGCCCUUUAAUCAGAAUUUUAGGAGAUCGAUACUCUUGGAAUGUGAAAGUUUCCGUCCUCGAUACUUUAUCACUUCUCCUUUCAAAAGCAGGUUCUUUCUUGCGUCCAUUCAUACCUCAACUACAGCAAACUUUCCUCAAGUCUUUAGUCGAUAAUAAUCGUAUUGUGCGCUUAAGAGCAGCUAAUGCAAUGAGUCAUUUAAUAGCCAUUCACCCCCGAUGUGAUCCAGUUUUUGCUGAAAUUCACAAUAAUAUAAAAGCACUAACUGGAGGAGAUGAUCCUUCACAAAAAGAAACAAUGUUGUAUGCUUUGAGACUUGGUAUUUUGAAAGCCGGAGAAAAGAUAACGGAAAAUAAUAGACUGGCCAUUGUAUCGACGACAACAUCAUUACUUGAUUGUAUUAACGAUAGUGUUCGAAAUGCAGCGGCUUCCUGUUUAGGAACUCUUUGUAAAUGGUUAUCUAAUGAGGAAUUAGAAAAUGUUGCGAAAGAUCAUCUUCUAGAAGAUGAACCAACUUCAUAUUGGAAUAGACGCCAUGGUCAAUCAGUAGCUCUACGAAUCGCUUUAAAAGAGGCGCCCGAAAGAAUGCUUAAACCAGAAUGGGAAGAAAAGGUCGUCAAGCAUAUCCUUGCUCAACUAGCUACAGAUCGGAUUCCUGUUGUUUGCAGUGGAGUUAAAUCUUGUGCCUAUGUUUUUCUAUAUAAAAUACCAAAAGAUGACCAAUUGCCUCAAAAUUUAGUUUCCAGUUUUGCAAGAUGUAUGAAUCACGCAAAUAAUGAAGUCAAACAAACGGUGGCUAAUUCAUCAAUAUAUUUAACUAAAAACCUCCCAUGUCCGUUCCCAAUGAGCUUCCUAAAAACACUUGUCCCCUUAUUAGUUAUGGGAACGAAAGAGAAAAAUACGGCUGUUAGGUCAAAUUCGGAGCAAGCAUUGGUUACUGUUUUGAAAUUAAGAUCAGACGAAGAAUGUGCUCAACAGCUGGUUGCUGCUUUAGAUCGUGGUGCUAAAGAAGUCCUUCAAGAAUGCAUAAGCAAAACUUUGAAAAAAGUGUUGGCACAACCAGAACCUAAAGAAGAGCAGUUUGAUGAUACUUUACUAACAUGAUUGCGCGAAUUGGAUUAAUUUUAAUUUUCUUCCCUUUCCUUUCGCAUUCAUACCUUUUUUCUUGAAUUUUCUAAAUCACUCCAACUUGCUAACUGAAUUUAAUAAAAAUAUUUUGAAGACAUUA